This is a messenger RNA of Babesia bovis T2Bo, 660 nucleotides long. RefSeq lists its product as uncharacterized. Bases 21 to 605 code for a protein of 194 amino acids. Lineage: Eukaryota; Apicomplexa; Aconoidasida; Piroplasmida; Babesiidae. The transcript has a single exon. The record is from RefSeq and is a predicted model, not a curated record.
AUGUGUCUUAUUUAUUAAAGAUGAAGGCGCUUCGCCUAUUAUUAGCAUGUUUCCUUUUGGCGUGUGUCCAAUGUUGCUUUGGUCUGCGUCCUCACUUGGAUGAUGUGCAGCCAUCGCUUCUGCAGUGGUCAUUCCGCAAGAAGAGCAAGUCCAAAGGCGGCAGCAAUUCUACUAAAAAAUCUGGUAGUAAAAAGAAGAAGCGUGGUGUAUUUUCUAAAUUACGUGGUAAGGGCAAAAAGGACGAGGACGACGAAGACACCCCCAAGAAGGGCAAGAAGCGCAAGUUUGGUUUGUUCAAGCGUUCAAAAUCUAAGAAACAGAAGCGCGACCAUGAUAAUGAUGACUCUGGCGAUGAGCAUGAGAGGAAAUCAAUGUUCAAGCACUCCGGUAGCAAGGAUCGCAACAAGCACGAGCGUCACCACCAGGAUGUAACCGACGAGUUGGAGGAGCAGAUUGAGCGUGAUCAGCACGAGUAUCCCUCUAUUACCGACACUGUGGUUGGUGGUUUAUCUGAGGUUGGUAAUGACGUCAAGAACAGCUUGAUGAGCAGCAUAUCUAAUGACAUUGACUCUGCCUUGAAGAGUAUACACACUGCCUUGGUAUAGUUUGGGUAUACACACUGGGUAUAAUACUCACGAUCGCCUGGUGUUGUACAUUGCU